UCUCGAGGAAGACGGACGUGUGUUAAGCGGACCUCCUCACGCACCCUCCCUCGUCCACUCUCUCACUCAGUCAACAACAAUGGCGAGCUUAUCCAUUAUUAAACCAGAGGAAAAAUGUAUAACAGUAAUUAAUGAAGGGGUUAUAGUGACUGAUUUAAUGCCUAAGCCUCUGCAAGUUUUAUAAAGGUGUGAGUGUUUUGACAAGGAGAAAGUUACCAAGACGAGAUACCAUUGAAGUUCAUUUUUUGAUCUAGUGAAGUUGUUGAAAUUGUUAUAUUGUAGUUAUCGUUGAAGAAAAGUGUUUAUAAGUUACUUUUAACAUUGUUUAUUGUUGAUGAAGUGCUGUUAAUAUAUUUACUUUUAACGUUGGAAAAAUAUAACUAUACUCGAUUAAGUGCUGAUAAGUUACUUGACGUAGAAAAACAAGAUUAUGAUCGUUAGUGAAAAGUGUUUAUAAGUAACUGUACGGAGCAAAACAAGCCUAAAGUGACGUCAUUGCAGAGCCAGUGAUACGUCAUAAGGAAAACUGACGUCAUCAAGACGAAAGUGACGUCAUCAACUACCUAGGUGACGUUAUAAAGAAGCCAAAAUAACUUCAUUGGGGAGCCAGUGUGACGUCAUCUUGAAGCCCGUGAUGAGUCAGGACAAACGCCAAAGGUUCCACGUGAACCGGGUGGACACUCAGGACCAGCGGGGCGAUGCUGAGACCACCCACUCACCGCCCAUCCCAGACAUCGAGGAGAUAUGUGACUCACCCACGUCCCCACCGUCGGACCUUGAACCCAACAUGGGCACUCACUCGGGCACUCUUUCGGGCACUCACUCGGGCACUCAAUCCACCUUCCGCUCCCUCCGUCAGCUGACCAGGGAGGCAUUACCCCGGCUCGACCACUACCGUAACCUGGCCAGUAUUAUGCAUGGUCCAGAGGCGCAUCAGAGGCCCACCCUAGAUGACCUCCACCAGCCACCUCCCAAUAAGGUGGUAGGGACGUCUCGAGGCGGCGGAGGCGAGGAGGAAGGUGGCGGUGACGGGGUCAAGUUCGGGUGGGUGCAGGGGGUGUUGGUCCGCUGUCUGCUCAACAUCUGGGGAGUCAUACUCUUCCUCAGGCUCCCAUGGGUCGUCGGCCAGGCGGGAGUGCUCGAGGCCCUGUUGAUCGUGACAUGUGGCAACGUUGUCACCACCAUCACCGCCCUCUCCAUGUCAGCUAUAUCCACUAAUGGUCAGAUCAAAGCAGGUGGGACGUACUAUAUGAUCAGUCGGUCGCUGGGGCCUGAGUUGGGAGGUGCCAUCGGCCUCCUCUUCUCCUUGGCCACCGCCGUCGCCGCCUCCAUGUACGUGGUGGGCUUCUGCGAGUCCCUCAAUGACCUGCUGGGGUCACACGGGCUCCAGGUCAUCGAUGGAGAUGUGAACGACGUGCGGUUGGUGGGCAGCAUCACCCUCGUCGUCCUGUUUGCCAUUUGUGUCAUCGGCAUGGAGUGGGAAGCCAGGGCGCAGGUGGUGUUGUUGGUGGUGCUGGUGGUGGCCAUCGUCGACUUCGUCAUCGGGGUCUUCGUGGGCCCUCUCAAUGAUGACGAGCUCUCCAGGGGCUUUGUUGGCCUUAAUGGGUCGGUGCUGGCGGAGAACCUGUACUCGGACUACCGUAGUGAGGGGCAGGAGGCGGACGGGGAGCAGCACCAGGGCUUCUUCACCGUGUUCAGCGUGUUCUUCCCCGCCUGUACUGGUAUACUGGCUGGUGCUAACAUCUCCGGUGACCUCAAGGAUCCCUCUAAUGCCAUCCCUAAAGGCACCCUGUUGGCCAUAUUGGUGACGUACGCCUCCUACCUGGUCAUAUUGGUGCUGUCUGGCGCCGUGAUGGUCAGGGACGCUACGGGGAAUGUCACACAGGCUGCUAACUGGUCCUUCACUAACUGUACCGACACAGUCUGUGAGUACGGACUCGUGAACAGUUCUCAGGUGAUGGAGCUAGUCUCGGUGUUUGGUCCACUGGUGUAUGCUGGCUGCUUCGCCGCUACGCUCUCCUCCGCCCUCGCUUCCAUCGUCUCUGCCCCCAAGGUGUUCCAGGCACUGUGUAAGGACCGCCUGUACCCAUACAUCCAGGUGUUCGGUAAGGGCUACGGCAGGAACGAUGAGCCUUACCUUGGCUACGUCCUCGCCUUCAUAAUCAUCCUCCUCUUCACCCUCCUCGCUCGCCUGGAUUCCAUCGCGCCCAUCAUCACCAACUUCUUCCUCGCCGCUUACGCUCUCAUCAAUCUCUCCACCUUCCACGCCUCCCUCCAGCACAUACCCAGCUGGAGGCCCACCUUCAAGUACUACAACAAGUGGCUCAGUCUGAUAGGAGGCGUCAUGUGUACAGCCAUAAUGUUCCUGAUACAGUGGUGGACCGCGCUGCUUACCCUCACUAUCAUCAUCCUCCUCUACCUCAUCGUCGCCCACAGGAGACCAGACGUCAACUGGGGGUCGUCGACACAGGCACAGAUGUACAGCAUAGCUCUGAGUUCGGUAAUGUCUCUGAGUCAGAUCGAGGAGCACGUCAAGACCUACCGUCCGCAGAUCCUGGUGUUAUGUGGGGCGCCCUCCGCCAGGCCGCCUCUCCUCCACUUCGCUUACUCCAUCACCAAGAAUAUGUCACUGCUGGUUGUGGGACACUGCUUGAAAGAUCAACAGUCCCAAAGAGAACGUUCUUCCCUGGUAUCGGAGGCCUCGGAGUGGUUGUCACAACACAAGGUGAGGGCCUUCUACGCCCUGGCUGACGGCCCCUCCAUGGAGCUGGCCGCCAGGACCCUCAUGUGUACCGUCGGUCUGGGCAAACUACGGCCCAACCUGGUACUGAUGGGCUACAAGGCCACCUGGCACUCCUGCCCCGCUGAGGAACUACACAGCUACUUCACCACCAUACACUACGCCUUCGGGUUACACUUGGCUGUGGGGAUCCUACGGGUGGAGGACGGCCUUGACUAUUCCAACGUGACGGAGAUGACCCAGGACGACGACGACGCCGCCACCUACAACGCUCAAAACACCAUCAUCACCAGACCCCCAAAACCAGUUUCCUCCAACCUCACCGUCGAUCCCGAACCUGCUGAACCUUCCGUGAUGCCCUCCUCUUCGUCCGCCGUCAGCUUCGGUCACUACCAGUGUGAACAAGAUCCCUGUUCCAGCUCGUCUCUUACAAAAGCCAUCACUCUUGGGUUUCAAAAACUGACUCAAGCUGCCAUGACGGGGUACAUCGGUGACCGCACCUCCCCUCCACUGUCACCCACUGAAGACGGUCACCCCUCCUUCCUUGGAGCUCUCAAGAUGAGUAAGAAGAAGCUGGAACCAAUGUAUAAACUACCUGACGGAGAGAGGGUGCCGCCCCACACGGUGGACGCCAUGUUACGCUUCACACGUAAACAAGCCAAGGGCACCAUCGACGUGUGGUGGCUGUACGAUGACGGUGGUCUGACAAUGUUGAUCCCGUACAUAUUGACGACCCGGGCAGUUUGGUCCUCGUGCAAGCUGAGAGUCUUCUGCCUGGCCAACAAGAAGGACGACCUGGCGUCUGAGCACAGGAGGAUGAUAGAGUUACUGUGUAAGUUCCGUAUCGACUUCUCGGACGUGGUGAUGGUGCCUGACGUGACCCGCCGUCCCAGAGAAGAGUCUAUUAAAGACUUUAAUAACCUCAUCAGCGGCUUCAAGGUCCUGCCUGACGAAGACGCAGGAGGCAACAGGUGUGACGGCAUCACGGAGGCUGAGCUGGUCGCCCUCAAGGAUAAAACUAACCGACACAUCCGCCUGAGGGAGCUGCUACUGGAGCACUCGAGAGAAGCCUCCUUUAUUGUGAUGACGCUACCAAUACCCGCGCUCGGGACUGUGUCGGCGCCCCUCUACAUGGCCUGGCUGGAGACCCUCACACACCAGAUGCCGCCCUUCCUCCUCCUCCGUGGCAACCAGACCUCAGUCCUCACCUUCUACUCGUGAAGAUCUUCACUUACCAUGAAGGAUGGGUCAAAAGGGGCUGACACUGGCACUCUACGCAAGGCCAUCGCAAAAGCUUCAUAUAUUGCUGCACACAUGAAGAGGUCCACACAUACAGCUGAUCCUCUUGAUGGAGAGAAUCGUGU
This is a messenger RNA of Homarus americanus (American lobster), 4104 nucleotides long. It is a transcript of the gene Ncc69, whose product is annotated as bumetanide-sensitive sodium-(potassium)-chloride cotransporter-like. NCBI's taxonomy places the organism in Eukaryota, Metazoa, Arthropoda, Malacostraca, Decapoda, Nephropidae. Bases 635 to 3961 code for a protein of 1108 amino acids. The transcript is spliced from 22 exons. Gene Ontology annotation, biological process: potassium ion import across plasma membrane; sodium ion transmembrane transport; potassium ion homeostasis. Gene Ontology annotation, molecular function: sodium:potassium:chloride symporter activity. Gene Ontology annotation, cellular component: membrane. The record is from RefSeq and is a predicted model, not a curated record.